This is a messenger RNA of Xiphias gladius (swordfish), 1224 nucleotides long. Its product is annotated as P2Y purinoceptor 14-like. Gene Ontology annotation, biological process: G protein-coupled receptor signaling pathway. The transcript is spliced from 4 exons. The record is from RefSeq and is a predicted model, not a curated record. Gene Ontology annotation, cellular component: membrane. The coding region runs from base 64 to 1224 and encodes 386 amino acids. Gene Ontology annotation, molecular function: G protein-coupled purinergic nucleotide receptor activity. Lineage: Eukaryota; Metazoa; Chordata; Actinopteri; Istiophoriformes; Xiphiidae.
CGGGAGGAAGCCGCUUAGUUUUUCACAUUGGAGAUUCACACUGACAGACACGUUGUGAGAAACAUGAGUGACCUUGGGGGAGUGGGAGUGACGCCGUCCUCCAACCAGUCCUCAGUUGCCAACAGCAUCAACACCGACAGUUCGACUCACUGCAAACAGAUGGACACUUCGGGCCGCAUCUUCUUCAUGCUGAUCUACAGUCUGGUGUUUCUGGUGGGCUUGGUCCUGAACAGUGUCACUUUGAGGGUCUACUUCUGCAGAGCUCAGCAGAAGAUGUCAAGCAGCGUGACCGUCUACCUGAAGAACCUGGCAGCUGCCGACUUCCUGAUCAGCCUCAGUCUCCCCAUACGAAUCGCCCACUACGCCAGCGAGUCCGUCCCCGUCCACCGGAUGUACUGCAACUUUGGUGCCUCCGCCUUAUACCUCAACAUGUACAGCAGCAUCCUUUUCAUGGGUUACGUCGCAGCUAACAGGUAUCUGAAGAUCGUCCAUCCUUUGGGAACUCACAUCCUGCAGACGGUACAAGCCGCUCACAUCAUCUCCACGGUAACCUGGAUUUUCCUCCUGGGCAUGACGGCCACCUACGUCUUCAUGUCGCUCCUCACCCGGGAAUCAUUACCUUCUGUCCCCAUCACAGACAGCUGUGCCCUCCUGCACAGUCAACAACUCAGUCUGCUCUACAAAAUCAUCCACACCUGCUCCGCCGCCAUCUUCCUGUUCAUCCUCAUCUCCCUGGUCUUCUUCUACUACAGUACCUCCCGCAGGCUGUCGCUGGUACAGCAGCGACAGCCGGCAUCCUCCUGCUCGAAGAAACUCGCCAAAUCACGCAGGAACAUGUUGGUGUUGGUCAGCGUCUUCUGUGUUUGCUUCAUCCCUUACCACCUGGUCCGUCUUCCCUACGCCUUCCUGACUAGGCAGUGCUCCUGGAGCCCGGGGUUGUUCUACCUGAAGGAGGUGACCGUCAUGGUGUCGGUCCUCAACAUCUGCCUGGACCCGUUGAUCUACUUCAUCUUCUGCAAGGCCUUCCGGGCCCAGCUGAGCCUGAGGAGGGUGUUCAGCACCGCGCAGGUCGCAACGCGUGCACAGGAAUCUGAGAGGAGAAGCAUCAGCGGGCGUAUGAGCGCCAUCCGAAUCAACAGGCAGACACUGCUCAGCUUAGCGACAAAGCAGAGCAGUGGACCUAAUCUUAAAGCUAACACCAACACCCAUGACUUGUGUUGUUAA